UGUGUUGGCAACGAACAUAUGGAAAUUGACAAAAACCAGAAAUUGUUUUAUGCAAAAGUAUAAAAUGAUAAUAUUAAAAAAUAUUCAAAAAUCCAAUGGCAAAUUCGUUUUUUGAUUUUGACGCUUCGUUAAAAGGAGGCUUAGGCUUGAGGAAGGGCGCAAGUAUUCUACCAGACGACGACGACGAUGAUUGCUAUGAUAAUGAAGAAGAAUAUGAUGCAUUAAAUGAUGAGACUUUCGGUGCAUGUGAUCCUUCCGAUGAUUGGGAGCAACAGCAUGAACAGUUUGCUGAAUUCCAAGAGAGUUCCAAGCAUUCUGAACACAUUGAAAACUCAAUAUCGCAGUUAGUUUUGAACGAUUCAUCAUCUGAUGAUGAGAAGAGUAUUGAACCUUUAUCUUUUCCAUCAAACUCUUCGGUUUGGGCGUACACACCCACCCAUAAAAAUGGUGAUAUAUUCAACUCUACUUCUGUACUUUCAUCGCUGCAGAAAGCUUCCAAGUCAUUUAUUGAGUCACACACCGACAAUGCGCCUCUUUUAAAUGUAAAUAAUGCUCUCCCUGGGAAAAUAUGUACUGUCGAGGAGUUAGAAAAAAACUUAUUAAAAAAUUCACAAACAGCAAAUGUUUAUCGUCAAUCUCCUCAACAUGUUCAACAAGCACAAUUUCAGCAACCAAGACCCAUGUUACCAAUGCCACAACAUCCUCCUCCAUACCAUCCAAUGCUACAGCAUCCCAAUGCCAGAUUACCACCUCCGAUGAAUAUGCCACCACCAGGUAUGAGGCAUCUACCGCCACAUCCUCUUAUGGGUACUGCACUGAGAAUGAUACCUCCACAUCUUCCUCCUCAUCCGCACAUGAUGCCUCCAAACGGUACUCCCAGACCUCCAGGAUUUUUAUAUCCUUUACCGGUUAACCAUCGUUUUGGUUUUCCACCUCCACCUUAUAACCCGGGGCCUGUAGGGCCGAACCAAAGUAAAGGCGUACCUCCCAGGGGACCAUAUCCUAACAACAUGCAAGUUAUGCAACCACCUCCGCAACAACAACCACCACAACAACAGUUCUCACCCCAGCGUCAGCAACAGCAUCGUGUAAGACAAGACAGUGGAAAUUUCAGAGGGAACUUUAGAGAACAAGAAGGUUACAACAGAGAUGAAUACGCUGGUCUUAUGACGGCAAAAGAUAAACAAUGGUUGUUAAAUAUUCAGUUGCUGCAACUGAAUACUGGAACACCAUAUUUUGAUGAUUAUUAUUAUACCAUAUAUAAAGAGAGACAAUCUAGAAGCAACAAAGAGAAUAAUCAGCAUUAUAACGAGAGGGAGCGAAAUGGAAGAUUCCAAAAUAAUAGUGGAAGACAGAGAAGGAAUAGUGACAGACAAGAAAAUACUUUGACCCCUAGAGUUUAUACACCUUUGCAGUUUGAAAAUUCAUUAGGGAAACUACAGUGUGGUUCAGUAACAGCUCCGAGAAAAAUUAUAGACAUGGACAUUGUAACUCCGGAGAAAGACCAAGAUCUUCCUCAACCUACCAAAGAUUCGAGGAAAACCAAGCAAUUGCUUCUUGAAUUGGAAGCGCUGUAUUCGCUUCUUUUGAAAGCUGAAGAUAUUAAAAAUCCAAUGUUUAUCAGUAACAUGGAAAAAUGGAGGGAGAUGAAACAAAAACAAAGGCUGAGAGAAUUGGAACAAGCUCCCACUCCAGAACAAAAACAAGAAGUACUACGUCUAUUCAAGCUGGAGAGUGAACCAGUUGAAGAACACCAGUACGACUAUAUUGUUAAAAUCGUCAAUGGAUGGCUUCAAGACGAAAAGUUCGCCAGUUUUCUCAACAUCCGAAAAGGAAAGAUACUCCUAUUACGACUAUUACCUCACUUGAAUUGUGACGCAUUUUCUACGCACCUGGUAGAAAUAUGGAGUAAAGUCCUUCUUAGUUUACCGAUAAUUGGACGUAGGGAUACUGCAGGUGACAAUAUUUUACCAAGAUUCUAUCCAUAUUUUAAAAGAUAUGUACAGAAUUGUACAUUCUCAGAUGUACUAGAUAUUGUUGCCGGGUUAGUUGAAGUGGUAAAACAGGAGAAUAGCAGAAGUACUCCUUUAAGUCAUGUUGGGAAAGCUCCAUUAUAUUUCGUAAUUCUUAACAAGUUUGGGGUUUCGGCCCUAGUGGUGCUGUUCAUGCGUUGCGAAUACUUGUUUUCGACUGACACCGUCACGGAGAGGCAACAAGCCGAUUGGUCGGCUUUCCUGGCGUCAUGGGCCAAACACACGGACACCGUGAGCAAAGUGGCGGUACCUAUAGAGGUUAUACCCUCGCAGGUAUUCGCCAAGCACGUCAACAGAUUCUCCGAUUUGACACUGGACAAAAAAUCGCUCCUGAAAAAAUACUUCGUAGAUAUACCCGUUGCGGAUUAAUUAUAUUGUUUGUUAUUUUUUUCGAUAAGAUGUUUUAACAUUGUAAACCGAGGGGCUUAAAUAAGCACGUAAACAAUUUCAUUUUACCGGAUGCUUUUUUGGACUAUUUCUUUUUAAAAUAUUCGUUUAUUUUUGUUAUUGCUUGUUAUGUAUGUUGAAACAACUGUCGAUUCGAUGUGUAUCGCCUUUAUUUUUUAUAGGAUGCCUUUAUUUUUAUCAUGUUCUUAAUGUUUUUCUUACCGGAUAAACUACAUUAUGAUGAUAUAUAUACGUAUGUAUGUUUUAGAUUUAUUUUAUCGUUUAUUGAAGCCUGCCCUAAUGUUAUAUUGAGUGAAAGAAAAUUAUAGCAAUACUUUGACGUAAUUGUUUCGAAUAAUAUUGCUUUCACCGUUGCUUUAUUUCAGAUUGGCACAACAAAAAAUCUAGUUUUUCUUUCAAGAAAAAAAUCUAUUUUCCAUUGCAUACUUUAAAUUACAGAAUAAAGGAGAUGUAGGAGUUGAGCCUUCUGAUCUCACCUUAUAUUUCUUAUAAUAUCUAAAAGGAUAUACAAUAUACAAAAUACUUUACGAUAAAAAAAACGGAGUCCCAAUGCUCUUUGAAAUGACAAUUAUUGAUAACUUCUAUCAGGCCUAUUACCCCUAGUGUAGUAAUUUAUUAAUGAGACAUAAAACUAUUUUCAAAAAAUAUAAUUUUGAAAACAGAAUUGUCUUGAAACGUUUUUCUUUUUUUUAAAUACUAAUUUUUGACGAAUUUUUAUGUAUAUUUUUAUUAAGAUAUAGGGAUCAGCCCGAGAAAAAUUAUUAAUUUCGAUUUUAAUUUCAAAAGCCACUGUGACGCCUUAUUUUCGAUAAUUUAUUUGUAAAAAAUAUCCUUACGCUCAUAAAAUAAUGUAUAUAUUAUUAGUAGUUUAGUAAAAUAUUAGAGUAUAGAUUAUUCUAUUGGAGUUAAAUAACUAAAUUUUUUAAACAAAGACUAUAUUACUUAGGAAAAUGAUGUCACAUUAGGUCAAGAAAAAAUAUGUCUACCUUAUUCUGUGAUUUAAUAUUAAUGACGUGCGAAAAAAUAAUGAAAAUUUUAUUUUACCCUGUUUUUUUACUGUACAAUUAUUUUAAAUGUAGAUAUUACUGAAAAUGUGAUUUAUCUUAAAAAAAUAAUUUUUUAAAAGUUGCCCUUUUCACACGUUAGGCGUUUUAUUAUUGAUUUUUAAACUUAAGGCUUUCUGACCUUAGCUGCGACGUGUGAAUCGGGCUUAAAAAACAAGCCCGACGCGUAAAAGUAUUUGUUUCUAGUAGCGCUGUUGGGCUCGCAAGAUGUUAUCACUUUAUGUAAUAAGAUUAUGUAAUUUUUUAUGUCAGAUAUCGAAAUAUGUUGGAAAGAUAUCGUUACUAAAUGCUUUUUUCAAAUAAUUAUUUAGUAAUUAUUAUUGUCAAGAUGGAUUAAUAAAAACUACGUUUAGAUUUUA
Messenger RNA from Sitophilus oryzae (rice weevil), 3864 nucleotides. It is a transcript of the gene Patr-1, whose product is annotated as protein PAT1 homolog 1. Gene Ontology annotation, cellular component: P-body. Bases 96 to 2402 code for a protein of 768 amino acids. Gene Ontology annotation, molecular function: RNA binding. The transcript has 15 exons. NCBI's taxonomy places the organism in Eukaryota, Metazoa, Arthropoda, Insecta, Coleoptera, Curculionidae. The record is from RefSeq and is a predicted model, not a curated record. Gene Ontology annotation, biological process: P-body assembly; deadenylation-dependent decapping of nuclear-transcribed mRNA.